AUGUCUUCCUCGUUCGACCCGUCUCUUUCGACAAGCGGCAUGCGGCCACCCCUGACUACCGCGGACGCGCCCUCAAUGGCAGACUCGCUUCCCAGUAUAAACUUUGGAUUUGAAGAUCUACGUAACCGCAUGGCUCAUUUUAGCAUGCAAUUUGAUGCGUUUAUUGAGCGAGGCAGGAAGCAAGUCUUGGAGGAGAGGAAUCAGUUCAGGCUCAAUCUGGCAGAACUUCAUGAGGACCAACGGAUGAAACAGAAGGAUAUCGAAAUAUUGAAUCUCAAGUCGCAAACGCACGAGCAAACACUUCAAAAAGAGGCUGCUGAAGCUGCUGAAAUGCAUGCCGCCAUCUCCUCUAUUACGUUAGAGCGCGAUUCCCGUCUGGUCAAGCGGGAUCGCUUAAGGCAGCAGAUUGCGGAGACACAAAAGUCUAUCAACCAGAGACUUGAUGCACAAAAGGCCCAUGCUCGAAAUUUGGAUGCUCAAUCUCGCCUUAACGUUCCGGAACUCGACUUCUGGCAAGAUUAUCUGUGUCUUCGGAUUGAAGGAGCGGGGAGGGAGGAUCGGUUGAAAUUCAUUUAUAGUCACUUGCUGGAAAAAGACUGGGAAGCAGAGGCUUGGUUUGAACUUGGGACAGCCAGUCGGGAUUAUGAAGUGUUCCACAUGCGUCCCAAAUUAGACAGGGAGGCCCUCGAACAAGAACUGGACAUUCUCAACGAGGAUCGUGAUUUUGGCGCGUUCUUGAAAAGGAUGCGCAAAUUGUUUGUUGAGGCAUUGAAAUGA
Messenger RNA from Aspergillus ruber CBS 135680, 777 nucleotides. RefSeq names its product kinetochore Spc25 family protein. Gene Ontology annotation, biological process: chromosome segregation. Gene Ontology annotation, cellular component: Ndc80 complex. NCBI's taxonomy places the organism in Eukaryota, Fungi, Ascomycota, Eurotiomycetes, Eurotiales, Aspergillaceae. The transcript is spliced from 2 exons. Bases 1 to 777 code for a protein of 258 amino acids. The record is from RefSeq and is a predicted model, not a curated record.